AUGGCUAUGGACGAAGAGCACAGAGACUGCGGAAGCCACGAGGAACCUCGAGGCAGCGCCGCUGAUUGGCGACGGUAUUCGGUGCAGCUCAGCAUCAAUGACGUAAAUACUAUAUGGAAGACUUAUGUCGGGCCCCGAGACCGCCGUGCUGCCGAAGCUAUCCCGGCCUCAAUCACCAAGGCCGCAUACCUUGUGUAG
Messenger RNA from Parastagonospora nodorum SN15, 198 nucleotides. RefSeq lists its product as hypothetical. Bases 1 to 198 code for a protein of 65 amino acids. NCBI's taxonomy places the organism in Eukaryota, Fungi, Ascomycota, Dothideomycetes, Pleosporales, Phaeosphaeriaceae. The transcript has 2 exons. The record is from RefSeq and is a predicted model, not a curated record.